Panicum virgatum (switchgrass) is the source of this 1157-nucleotide messenger RNA. RefSeq names its product PLAT domain-containing protein 1-like. The record is from RefSeq and is a predicted model, not a curated record. Bases 273 to 860 code for a protein of 195 amino acids. Lineage: Eukaryota; Viridiplantae; Streptophyta; Magnoliopsida; Poales; Poaceae. Gene Ontology annotation, molecular function: protein binding. The transcript has 2 exons.
GAAACCAACUCGUCGUCGUCCAGCUAAGCUCCCCCAAAGUGUCAACGUCCGGUGGUCUCGUCCUCCCUGCCCCCAUGGCCCCAUAUAAUAGUUCCCCACCGGCCACCAGGCCGGCCACCGGCGGACGGACCCGCCCAACACUCGCUCCGGUGCUGUGAGCCUGUGACCGUGUCUCUUCCCAGUUCCCACCACCUGUAUCUCUCAGCCUCGUCAGCUUCCCCCCUUCCGAUCGAAGCCUCCGGGGUCCGGUCCGGGACUAGCCACGCCCGGCCAUGGCGAAGCUCCCCCCCUGCCUGCUCCUCGUCUUCUUCCUCGCCUCCGCGGCGUACGCGUCGCCGGCGGCGGCGGGCGCCACCGCGACGGGCAUGUCGGUGGCGGCGGUGUCGUCGUCGGACCCGGAGGACAAGUGCGUGUACACGGUGUACGUGCGCACGGGUUCCAUCUGGAAGGGCGGCACGGACUCGAAGAUCGGGGUGACGCUGCUCGGCGGCGACGGGUCCGGCAUCCGGAUCGCGGACCUGGAGCGGUGGGGCGGCCUCAUGGGCGCCGGCCACGACUACUACGAGCGCGGCAACCUGGACAUCUUCAGCGGCCGGGGCCCCUGCAUGCGCCAGGCCCCCUGCGCCAUGAACCUCACCUCCGACGGCACCGGCCCGCACCACGGCUGGUACUGCAACUACGUCGAGGUCACGGCCACGGGGCCCCACCUCGGGUGCGCGCAGCAGCUCUUCACCGUCGAGCAGUGGCUCGCCACCGACGCCUCGCCCUACCGCCUCUACUCCACCGUCGACAAGUGCAGCAAGAAGAAGCGCCGCGAGGACGCCGCCGCCGCCGCCGCCGCCGCCGCGGCGGCGCUGUGAACCGAUGCUCCAGCCUCCAUGGCUUCGAUCACCUGCUGCCUCUGCCCUGCGCCCCCUAUGUAAUUAUUGUGAUCUCGCUCAUCGGAUUGCGUUUCUGCGAUGAGGACGACAUGGAUCGAUCUCUGCACGUAGUGCUUGCUAGUACCGGGAGAAUAAAACCAGCCACCUUUUCUUCGGGCUCCCAUCGCUGCUGCCGUGCUGGGAGGUCGUGUUUGACUCUGCUGAUGAGGUUGUUUGUAUGUCUGCGUCAGUUGAUUUGCCUUUGGAUGCGGUCUCCUGCCACUUGGCAUUGGUUUC